Wasmannia auropunctata (little fire ant) is the source of this 2327-nucleotide messenger RNA. RefSeq names its product aquaporin AQPcic-like. Gene Ontology annotation, biological process: transmembrane transport. Gene Ontology annotation, cellular component: plasma membrane. Lineage: Eukaryota; Metazoa; Arthropoda; Insecta; Hymenoptera; Formicidae. The transcript is spliced from 5 exons. The record is from RefSeq and is a predicted model, not a curated record. The coding region runs from base 200 to 1027 and encodes 275 amino acids. Gene Ontology annotation, molecular function: water channel activity.
UCCAUCGUGAGAAGAGAGGCCACGCGUGUGUUCUUUCCGCGCGAUAGAACGGAGUCGCGAUCAUUCCCCGUUCACAAGAGGACCGGCCGACGGAGCGCACGGGUGUCUUUCUCUCCGUCGCCAAAGACCAGUCGGAAGUCCGUCGUCCAGAAGUUGUGUUUGUAGUGUUGUGAUUCCCGCGGCUCGAAAACGCUCCGUCAUGCCGGCGAGUGAUUUUCGCGCAGGACUAAAAAGAUGGAUGCAAGGAGAAGGCACUGUGAAGCGUGCUCUCAUUACCGGAUUGGCGGAGAUGCUCGGUACAGCCAUGCUAGUGUUCAUGGGAUGCAUGGGUUGCAUCGCUGGUCUCGGCGUCGCGCCUUUUCACCUACAGAUAGCGAUCACAUUCGGCUUCGCGGUUAUGGUUGUGAUCCAGUGCAUCGGCCACAUCAGUCAAGCUCACAUUAACCCGGCGAUCACCGUGGGAGCCAUCAUUCUUGGGAAAAAAACCAUUCCCGAGGCUUUAGUUUACUUUGUGUCGCAGAUGACAGGUGCCAUUCUGGGUUACGGUAUGCUGAAGGUGGUGACACCGAAGGAUAAGCUGACGUCUGGCACGGUCGAGCAGGCCGAUAUGUUCUGCGUGACCGAUCUACACAGCGAUCUAUCCGCGAUUCAGGGCUUGCUCGUCGAGAGCAUCGCGACCGCUUUCCUGAUGCUGGUGGUGUGCUCCGUCUGGGAUGUGAGAAACGAGAAGAAUACGGACUCGGUGCCGAUCAAGUUCGGUCUUGCGGUGGCCGUGCUGGCGAUCACGGUCGGACCGUACACCGGUUGCAGCAUGAACCCGGCGAGGUCGUUCGCGCCGGCAUUGUGGAACGGUCAGUGGAGGCAUCACUGGAUCUAUUGGUUCGGCCCGAUCGGCGGCGCCCUGAUUUCCUCGUUCAUGUAUAAAACUAUCUUCGGCGUUUCCGACAAGGUCGAGGAAGAGGAGGAGCCCGUACCCGAAGCUGUCGCGCUUAACAGCGUAGAGAGUCACAAACAGGAGCAGUCCUAAUUUGGCGGCGAGACGGAGACGCCGUCCGAGGUGUGACGGGGGCGGUCAGAGAAGCCGAAACUCGGUCGACGCUUUCUCAACGCAAGAAAAAUCUUCCGGACUUUCGGCGGGAAUGUAGGGUAAGAUAGGUGUGUGCUUUAGAAUGCACGCGAGCGAUUCAAUGGCGGAUGGCCACGGACGGCCAGGAUCCGCCAGAUGGGGAGGGGGGAGGGGAGGGGGAGGAGAAGGGCUUUCGAAGCUCAACCAGGAUAUACUCACAAUCCCGGGGAUACACACGCGGGAUAGACAAUCGUCUCGAUUCCGAAACCGCCGAAAUGGUUACGCGUUACUCGUCAACGUAAACUGACGCGGCAGUCAUCACACGCGUAUAUAUCACGUAUACACAACCGCAAGUCACGCCGUUACUCAUCGUCAGCGUUAACUCUAGAAAUCCAUUAUAAAUCAUUGCCUGCGACGACUUAAUUGAAUUAAAAUUUGAAUGCGAUCCAAUCGGAUUAAUACACUUCAAUUUCACCGAGUCUGAUUAAGUGUAUAGCGUGAUGUCAGCCUAUCAAUACGGAUUCAGACCGUCCCGGUAAAACUCGUGUGUGACGCGUGAAAGUGUCUUGACACACUGCCCCCGUGAAUCGCGAUCAAAUAUCAAUUAAUAUAAAAUGUGAAAUUAAUUCCGAAUAGGCUGCUACUUUGCCACUUUCUCUCUUUCUCUCUCUCUCUCUCUUUCUCUCUGUAAUAUAGUGUACAUUCGUUUGCUAUAAAUGUCUCGAUCAUUUAAAAGAAUUUAUUACGUGUAUAUAUAUAUAUAUAUAUAUAUAUAUAUACAUAUGUAUAUUUACUUCCUCUUUCUGCGCUGAUUGUGAGAGAAAAAAAAGUCUGGUAAUAAUAAUCAAAUUGGUUAAAUGAUAAUUAUCGAAGAUUCGGUGAAAUAGUUCACCAAUUCAAUAAUUCAAGCAAAUGUUUAAUAUAAUCAAAAUAAACUAAAUGCUAAUUUUAUGCCUUUGUAAAUAUUUAGUAAUUGUUAUCGAACACCAUUGUUAUUUGAUAAUAACUAUUACUAAAUAUUGCAACAAUAUGCUACAAAAUACAUUCGGUAUAAGCUAUUAUCAGACUUUUAUCUCAAUGUAUCCACUAUACAUAUAUAUGUACGCUAGAGAGAUAAGUUACGCACCUGCGAUCCGGUGAGAAUGAACGUGGCGAAAAAAAAAAUUCGAAAAAUGUACCUAGUCAUGCAACGCGCGUUUACCAUCUUAACUUUUAUUAUAUUGUAUACAGUUUGACAACAAAUAAAAUUAUCUACGAUAUA